This is a messenger RNA of Plodia interpunctella (Indianmeal moth), 886 nucleotides long. RefSeq names its product zinc finger protein 271-like. Gene Ontology annotation, cellular component: nucleus. The record is from RefSeq and is a predicted model, not a curated record. The coding region runs from base 201 to 764 and encodes 187 amino acids. The transcript has 2 exons. NCBI's taxonomy places the organism in Eukaryota, Metazoa, Arthropoda, Insecta, Lepidoptera, Pyralidae. Gene Ontology annotation, biological process: positive regulation of transcription by RNA polymerase II.
UCGGCUCUUUUAAUGAUUCGAAUCGAAUCCGGAGUUACCAUAUCUAGAUGCAUACUUUACCUAGACUAGAGUACAUCACUAUUGUAUUGUAGUUUACUGUAUUGAUUUGUAAGGAGUGUUGUUAUUUAUUUACGUCUAGAUUUAGAAUUACCUUACCUACUAAUAAUUCAUUAUUAUUUUGUAUUGAUAUUUCUUAAAAGAUGGCUUGCAAUAAUAGUGGGCGGCCUAGUAACAAAAAUGUGAUAAAAUUCAGCCAACAGCCACCGUCAAUAAUAUCAAGAUUACUAAAAAAAAUUAAGGAAAAUGAGUGUCCACUACCAAAUAUUGAUUUGGAACAAGGCUCGAAAGACUUUACAGAUUCUAUGAAGUCGCCACCAAAUGUAGACUUUCUAGAUAUCGACCAACAGGACAGCUGUCUUUUGUGCCAAGUGUGCUCACAUAUAAGCAGCAACAUGAAAGAAUACCAAAAACACUCAAAGAUACAUAAAGAGAAACAAUUUUCAUGUGACUAUCCAAAUUGUGUUUACACAUCAAAGUUGUCUUCAAAUCUGGUUAAACACAAAAGGAUACAUACUUCAGAGAAGCCCUAUCUUUGUGACCAGUGUUCAUUUAGAUCAAAUUUUAUAAAUUCCUUGAAGGUACAUAAAAGGAUUCACAGCGAUGAAAGGCCAUAUAGUUGUAACCAUUGCAGUUACAGAUGCAACAGCAGCUCAAAUUUAAAAAAACAUUGUAGACAUAGGCACUGGGACAUAACACAAAAUUAAUAUGAUAUAGGAAAUGAAAACAUAGAGAUUUAGACUGUAUUAUAUUAGAAAUAUGUGGUAUAGUAAUUAAAUGAUCUCAUAUUUUUAUUUAUAUUCUGAUUAAAAUUUAUAUUUCUAAAAUA